UCCUUCCGUACUGCAGCUGGCUGCCAUCUGUCGACCAGCCGGUGAACUACUGUGAAGGUCACUGGUGCCGGUGCGUCCAGCCAGAGACGGUCGGAGCGUCACGUCUGGUGGACGGACGGGCGCGCCCACCUCUGAGCACGGCCUCGGACGUCCGUGCUGGCCGCCGACCAGAGUCAGCGCAGUGGCGUGACGAGUCGCGCGGGGACAGUGAACGAUUGGUCCCUGUCAUUGUGAGACGAGAGCGAGACAGUGUGAAACGGAGAGUGAGACAGUGAGAUGGGCGACGAGCUGCUGCUGCGCUCGCACUGCCCGGGCGGCGCCGGCUGCUUCUGCGCGGGCGCUGAGCACGUGUACGUGCGCGAGAGGACCGUGACGCCACCUCGCACCGGCCUACGCAGCUCCAGGUCGCGGCGGUCGGCUAACAGAGCGCGCGCUGUAGAGACGGUCACAAUCAGUAAAACCAAUACUCAGUCAGCUACUAUAUCGACAACGUCCACGGCGUCCGUGGAGAUCACAUCGAUGGUGACGCGGCGCUCAACGCGGGCGGGGUCGGCCCAGCCGGCCGCCCCCGCCGCCGCGGAGCGCCGCUCGGGCCGGCUACGCUCCGACUCGACGGCCAGCUCCGAGCGGCGCGCCAGCGCCGAGUACCUGGCCUACAGCAGCGACGACGAGUUCGAGGAGUUCAUAAGUCAGCCGAAGACGGACUAUACGUACGCCCGCAGUAUGAGCUACAACACCAUCAGCCCGCAGCACGUGACGCCGCCCAACAUGUCGCGUCGGUGUCUGCACUCUCCGGGAGCGGCGGGCAUGGGGGUCGGCGCCGGAAGGCGGGACGACCGACUGGACCUGGAGCUGUCGAGGGAUGUGCACGACUUCUCCUUCAGUCGGGAGCUGGCCUCCCGAGUCACCUCCUCGAGAACCACCACCGCCGCCACCUCCGCCAAAGGAUCUCUGUACCGCAUCUCCGGCGGUCUGGACGUCGACUCCGGCGAUGAGGACUGCGUGGAGAACAACAACAUCUCAAAGUCGUCCUCACACGAGAGCUACAAACUCACACGGGAAACAAAGACAAACCGUCGGACGGUCACCUCGGUGCUGCUCACCCUGCUCUACCCCUUCACCUACCUGUGGAUGGUGGUCAGCGACACCGGCCGGCGGCUGGUGUGGCGGCAGCGUACCGCCGACACCGCCCCCGCCCCCGCCCCCGCGCCGGCCGCUCCGCAGCCCGGCACGGUGGAGUACCGCCGUCUGAUGCGGGGACUGCCACAGUUGGGCACGGCGGCCGGUGGCGGCGGCGGCGGCGCUCAGCGGCACUGGUCUCGCAGCACCGGCCCGCAGGCGGCGCCCGCCCGGCCUGAGACUAUCACCGGCCGGGUGACCCGGUCCGUCACCACAGCGGUGAGCCGCACCGUCACCACGGUGGUGACGUCUGUGCUGGUGACGGUGACCACGGUGGUGUCGCUGCUCUGGUGGCCGGUGCGUCAGGCGGCCGGCGCCGUCUCCUCUGCCGGCCGCCGCUCGGCCGCCUGGGCCCGCUCGGCCGGCGAGGCUGCCGAUGUACCGCGCCGCUCUGCCCGGCUGCUGCACUGUCUCAGUCCGCGCACCUGGGCGCGCGCCGUGGGUGCCGGGGCCGGCCGCGCGGCCGCCGCCGUCAGCUCGCUCAGCCCGGGCCGACUGCGGCGCUCGGCGGCAGCGGGGGACUGUGUGGAUGGUGGCGCCGCACACCGUGGCUUCGCUCCCGUCUCCUGGGUCCGCUCGGCGCUUAUGACCAUCCUGACCAGCGUGCAGUGGGCCGCCACCGCCGCCGCUCAGACCGUCACCGGAGCCGCCUCGGGAGCGGCCGGCGCCGUCGGCAGCGCCGCCAGCGGUACCGUCAGCGUCCUCAGCAGCGCCGCCAGGGGCACGGCCGGUGCCUUCGGUGGUGCCGCCAGGGGCACCGCCGGUGCCGCCAAGGGCCUGGUCGGCUCGCUGGCUGCCGCCGGCGGCGGUGCGUGGCGCUCUGUCUGGCCGUGGGCGGAGACGGAGACAGCGUCUGGUCGACACGGCGCCGUCCUGUCGCCAGAGGAGGCUGGCCAGCGGCGGCGGCGGCUGUGCCUGUGCCUGCUGCCGCUGCUGCUGCUGCUGCUGGCCCUGCUCCUGCCUCUGCUGUGGGGUCUGUACUGCGAGGAGGACCCGGUGGCGGCCGUGGCAGUGGACAGUCAGGAGUCGGCGACACUCAGCCAACUGAAGGCCGCCCCCGCCACCGCCUGGACCGCCCUCAGAAACACGGCAGCGUUUGUCGGAACCAGCACAGUCGAUACGGCCAGCAGCGUGUACGGCUACCUGGCUAUGCUGGGGAGCUCCGCCCUGCUGGCGGUACCGGCGGUGGAGCCGGAGCAGGCCACCCCGUCUGCUGCGCCCGUGGUACCCGCUUUCCCGGUGGUGCCCGCAGUACCCGCCGCUGCUCCGGCCCCGCCGCCCCCCACCGAGUCCCUGACGGCGGUCUACGCCCGGCUGGAGGAGCUGCAGACCAAGCUGGCCGCGCUGCAGAUGGACUUCCAGUCGUGUCGCGCAGCGUCCGAGGCGGCCACCCAGCCGGCGGCGGUGCGGGCCGCGCUCGGACUGGGCUCCGGCCAGCUUUUGACUGCCGAGCAGCUGGCGGCCGCCGAGCAGCGCCAGGCCGAGCAGCUGUCGGCGCAGCUGGCGGCCGUGCGGCAGCAGCUGGAGCAGAGCGGCGCGGAGCGGCAGGCGGCGCAGCGGGCCGAGUUGGAGGCGCGGCUGGCGCAGCUCGAGCUGACGGCCGGCCAGCUGCGGCAGCUGCAGGACGGCUCGGAGCGCACGGAGCAGCGCGCCGCCGGCCUGACAGACGAGCUGGCGCGGCUGCAGCACGACUUCAGCGACCUGCACCGCACCCUGCUGGCCGUCCAGGAGAGCCUAAAACAGGUUCGCUCCUGCUGCAACCGCACCGACCCCGACUGGAGCACACUGCUCAGCCAGCGACUGCGCAGUCUGGAGAGCGACCUGGAGGGGCGACUGCAGGGCUUCGCCGCCACCAUCAAAGAAGAUCUGGCCUCGGAGUCUGUCUCCGCCGCUGCCGCCGCCGCCGCCGCCGCCGCGGGCUCAGGCGGCGUCAGCAAAGAGGACGUGGUGCUGAUCGCGCGCGAGGCGCUGGCCCAGUACGACGCCGACAAGACGGGAAAGUUCGACUACGCCCUGGAGUCGGCCGGCGGCAGUGUCAUCAGCACAAAGUGCACCGAGUCCUACAACGUCAAAUCAGCUCGCAUCUCUGUGCUGGGCAUCCCUCUGUGGUAUCCGUCCAAUAACCCGCGCACCAUUAUACAGCCGUCCGUCAGCCCCGGCGAGUGUUUCGCCUUCCGCGGCCAGGGCUACUUUGUCAUCUCUCUGUCGCGGCGCAUUGAGCCCACCGAGUUCAUCAUGGAGCACAUCCCGCGCAACCUGACGCCCACGGCGGCCAUCGACUCGGCGCCGCGUAACUUCACCGUCCUGGGUCUGCGGGACGGCUCGGACCAGGAGGGCGUCCUGCUCGGCCGCUACCUGUACAGAGAGUCGGGGCCGCCGCUGCAGGCGUUCCCGGCGCGGCCGGCCGGCGCCACCUUCUCCGUGGUGGAGCUGCGCGUGCACGACAACUGGGGCCACCGCGACUACACGUGUCUGUACCGGUUUCGCGUGCACGGCCGGCCGGCGGACACGGACGCGGACGGCGGCCGGUAGUGGCGGCGCUGCCCCGGGAGCCAGUCAGUACAAACCAGCGCCGCCGCUGCCGCCGGCCUGGACCGGGGGACCGGGGAGGGAGUCUCGAGACGACACGACCGUCCAGCCGACCGUCGACCGCCGCGGGACGCGCCCAGAGCGGGCUGCUUGUGAGGCGCGCCGAGGGCUCAGCGCCCGCGCCGCCGGCUUCUAGAAUCUAUUGCCAAAGUCUGCUCUGCACGUGCUGGAGAGGAAGUGAGCUGUUUUAUUUUGUGCCGUGCGAGAGCGUUGUCAUUUUGUACACAUUCAUCCAGCGUUCUGCGGAGGCACUGAGCAUCUGAGCCACUGUGUGCUGUAGAUGUGUGAGCGUGAGAGUGAGAACCAUUGAUCAUGCACUGCGAUUCACCCACCAUACGGUUAGGGUACAAAGAACGUCGUGCUAAGACAUCGCCCUGGGCAAGCAUAAAUCGGUCGCUUCAGCUUUUUGGGACCAGUGCGUGAAAUAAAAUCGUGCUUUUA
Messenger RNA from Amphibalanus amphitrite, 4209 nucleotides. RefSeq lists its product as uncharacterized. The record is from RefSeq and is a predicted model, not a curated record. The transcript is spliced from 14 exons. Gene Ontology annotation, cellular component: meiotic nuclear membrane microtubule tethering complex; nuclear envelope. Lineage: Eukaryota; Metazoa; Arthropoda; Thecostraca; Balanomorpha; Balanidae. Gene Ontology annotation, molecular function: protein-membrane adaptor activity. Bases 277 to 3711 code for a protein of 1144 amino acids. Gene Ontology annotation, biological process: nuclear envelope organization.